Nelumbo nucifera (sacred lotus) is the source of this 986-nucleotide messenger RNA. RefSeq names its product NADPH:quinone oxidoreductase-like. Gene Ontology annotation, cellular component: cytosol. The record is from RefSeq and is a predicted model, not a curated record. Gene Ontology annotation, molecular function: FMN binding; oxidoreductase activity. NCBI's taxonomy places the organism in Eukaryota, Viridiplantae, Streptophyta, Magnoliopsida, Proteales, Nelumbonaceae.
GUUGAAAGUCGAAACCAUUCUUUUGAUUUCGAUCAGAAACAGCCGUACAGUUGUGAAGAAGAGAGCGGGUGCGAGAUGGAACGGAGCGUAGUUGCAGCAAAACCGGUUAUCAAGGUGGCAGCUCUUUGUGGUUCUCUCCGCAAAGCUUCCUUCAAUCGUGGCUUACUCCGCUCCGCAAUCGAGAUAUGUCGCGAGUCCAUCAAUGGAAUGCAGAUUGAAUAUGUGGACAUCGAACCCCUCCCUUUCAUCAACACUGAUCUGGAGGUGAACGGGACUUAUCCUCCGGUGGUAGAAGCCUUCCGUCAAAAGAUUCUCGAAGCCGAUAGCAUUCUCUUUGCUUCUCCCGAAUACAAUUACUCUGUCACUCCCCCUCUGAAGAAUGCUAUUGAUUGGGCUUCUAGACCUCCAAAUGUUUGGGCUGAUAAGCCAGCCGCUAUCAUAAGCACAGGAGGAGGUUUGGGUGGAGGACGAGCACAGUACCAUCUUCGCCAAAUUGGGGUUUAUGUUGAUCUUCACUUCAUAAACAAGCCAGAAUUUAUGUUAAGGGCAUUUGAACCUCCAAAGAAGUUUGAUAGCGAUGGCAAUUUAAUAGACCCUGAGGCAAAAGAGAAGUUAAAGCAGGUUCUUUUAUCAUUGCAGGCAUUUACUUUGAGACUAAAACAGUAGGUGCUGAACCAAGUUACGAAAUUCCAAACUUUAUUCCUUGCCUGCUUCCUUUGAACUAUAGUGUAUUUGCAUCUCAAAACUGGCUGGAUUGCUUGUAGUUUGGCACAUCUCAAUGAUCAGAACAAGUAUGAACUUUAAACCACUCCUUGAUCAUGAAAGGGUUCUGGUUAAGCAUGAGUGAUGAAAUUGAAGGAACAAAGAUUUCCCUAUUUCCUUUCAAUUUGUUUUUUAAAAGUAAUUUAUUUGGCUGUUGUGCUUUGUAUAGUUGUAUCAUCACCUAGAAUCAAUAUACAGAAUGUUGGGCCAUGAUGUUAUUCUCA